Molecule: messenger RNA, 456 nt
Organism: Brassica napus (rape)
Lineage: Eukaryota; Viridiplantae; Streptophyta; Magnoliopsida; Brassicales; Brassicaceae
Exons: 1
Coding region: 20-301 (93 amino acids)
Source: RefSeq, a predicted model, not a curated record
GUUUGGUUAUACCAAAGCCAUGGUUCUUGAUGGGAUUGUAUCUUCACCAUUAAGGAGACACCAGUCUCUGAAGAAGCAGUGGGAAGACUUGGGUAGCUGCUCCACCGUUGUCAACAGGCAUCGAUAUCUCUUAACCGCUUUGGUUCUUUUGGCCGUCCUCUGCACUGUUUAUCUUUACUUUGCUGUCACUUUGGGCGCUAGGUACUCCUCCACGUGUUAUGGCUUGACCGGGAAAGAGAAGGCAAUGUGUCAAUUACAACACGUUCAAGCUAUCUCCAAAGGCAAACUCAAAUUCUUCUAGUGUGGCAUGGAAGCUGAUACCCCCACCUUAUUCUUAUUGAUCUCCAACAUUAUUUUUUUUUAAAUUGAUCGUCCAAUGUUAUUUGUGUGUAUUAUUUUUAUUACUGCAUGGUGAACAACCAGAGAUUUUUAUAAUCGAAGAGAUGAGAGUAUACA